CUCAUUGUUAAGAACUGGGUACCCAAUCAAGUGGUCUUUCUCUUGGAUCUAGUUCUGUUUUGAAAGGUCCUUAUUUAUUUAAAAGACAUGGCAGGGUAACGAAUAGUCGCAGAUUGGAAUUGAUCUUUAUUCAAUGGCGGAUACCGAGACAACAAGCGCUACUGACCACCAACAAAUGGACGCCAAAGAAGAACAAGAAGUUGGCGGCAAAGAGAGCACCAGGAAAGACAAAGAAAAGACAACUCAACCAGACUUGAAAAACAAAACGAAUGCAAACAAAACCAAGAAAACGAAAGAAGACAACAACGAAACUAACAAAAUGGAUCCGUCGGAGGAUGGUCGCAGCAAACAAAAAGAGUAUUUUAAGACCGAGUUGAACAGACUGGAAGACAGCCUUAAAAACGAAUAUUCAAAGAUACAGCCUCCACCAAAGAAACCAUACACGCCGUAUUUAUUCAACUCGUUGGAACCCUAUUACAACACGCAUACAGUCCACUAUUUAAUUCACAUGCCAGAUGAGAAGAUUCAAGGCUUUUCCAGCAGAUCUACAGCACAGACUCUAAUUGAUCCCUGGGUGGACCUGAGAAUGAGCACCGAGUUGCCUCCCAUAAUAUCGCCACGGCAAGCCACUCUUAAUGCUGAGACUUCAAAGAAAGAAGGAAGAGCAAAGAAACCACCGAACAGAGAAGAAACAGCGGCCACAAGAUUUCCUGUCAUUCGAAUGGAUCUAAAAGAACUGGAAACUAAGCCUUUGUACUACAGCGACGUACCAACCUUAAGAGAGCAUCUGAAAACUAAAUACAGCGCCAACGCCCAAGCCAAGAUUAAGGAAGACUACACAAGAACACAGCAAGAAUUUUACAGAAUGGAACUGGACAGACUGGACCAAGUGCACCCGGUCAAUCGGAAACACAUGACAGGAGUCUACUUUGCCUAUCUCCAGAACACGCCGGGAUCAAAGAAAGCCGUGACAGAAUGCGUAGGGAAGCUUACGGCUGCAGACUAAUUCGUGUUUCGUCCUUGUUUUUAUUGACAAUGCAACCAUGUAGGAUUGUAGGCUAAUUCAUAAUGAAAUCUGCUCUUUACGUUUUGAUUUUAUGAUUCGGUUAGCAUCCUUUAAGCAAUAAAUAACAGUAAGAAAGAAGAGAUAUGGAAAUAUGUCAGGGGUGGGGGCUAUAAAAUGGAACUUGGAAAAAAAAAAGAUUCUGAAGUAAAUAGAUGAAACAAUUGCAAUGUCGUUCUAUUUUAAGAUCAAUGUAGUUAACUUAAUAGUCCUAAUACAUUGUUAGUGCUUCAAAAGUAAGAAAGCAGAGCUGAAGGUUUAGUGCUAAAAGGUAUACAUAAAUGAUCUAUAUCUGUAGUUUUUAACACUGAAUUCACCAAAGAAUCUAUUUAUGAAAAUUUUUUAAAUUGUUAUUAUUACAGAUGCCAGUAUUAUAUUUGUGCAGUAAUGUAACGACUUGGAGCCUAACAAACUACGCUUACGUUAGAUUAUAAUCCUACAAUUAAUGCCCUAAAUCUAUAUAGUGUAUGUAUGUGUACAAACCUGAUAACUCCUUUGUCCAGUUUCUUCAGACUUAUUGCCACUUGCAGUGACGACUGUGACGACAAAAGGGAAGUACCGUAACCAUUACAAACUUGAGCAGGAGUGAGCUGUGCACCAUACCAAGUAGAAUAGCUGUAGGCUAAACUAUUAUUCAUGUAUUUUGUAAUGAGUUGUGAUUGUUUUCUUUGUCAAAUGUAUAUUAAAACACUUUUUCGCAAGUUCA
This is a messenger RNA of Biomphalaria glabrata, 1769 nucleotides long. RefSeq lists its product as uncharacterized. The record is from RefSeq and is a predicted model, not a curated record. The coding region runs from base 134 to 1006 and encodes 290 amino acids. The transcript has 8 exons. NCBI's taxonomy places the organism in Eukaryota, Metazoa, Mollusca, Gastropoda, Planorbidae.